UUCGAAGAUACCACUGUAACGGUCGCUUUCGAUGAUGACACGGCCAUGCUAAAAGACUUUCUCAACCGUGCAGCCGCCAGCAAAGCCGAAAAGGCUGCCAUCACCACACACCGAAGGGAGUCGUUGCAGAAUCGUCGUGAUUCGGAUGUCGUUCGCCAUGCUCUAGCCUCUCCCAGAAAGGCCCUUGAAGAGAAGGAUCCCAACUCGCCAGCCAAACACAACAUCGAUUUGACGCUUGAUUUUUCGCAAACACCCACACUGAGCGCACCUAGCGAGGCGCUGCCAUCACCUACACCAGCCGCAACAGGGCCAGAAGAUGCAGACGAAACGAACGAAAAGACUACGAGGCGCUCAUCGAGAGCCAAGAAGUCGCGUCUACCUGCGCCAGCGUCAACCGGACCGGCACCAGCGCCCAAGAUUGCCAUCCGCCGCAAUGACGGAAACGAAGUGGUUGUCCUGAAGAAGGACGAUGCAAAGGUCCUGGCAGACUUGACCCGCGCAAACACACGCAAGAAUAAGCAAGGCGCAUUCUGUGUUACUGUUCGUUUGAUGAAGGCUCAAAUGGAUGCAAUGACCCUACCACCAAUUAACGAGACUCCUAAAGAAAUUGUCAUCGGCAAGAACGUACGUUGGGACGAGCAGCUAGCAUACUAUCAAGAGAAUCCGGAUACUAUCGCCAAUGCCCUAGCCGAGGCAGAAUCGCUAGCUACCCCAGACGAGCUAAGCUUCUCAGACACUGGGUCUGAGCCAAAGAAGAAAAAGAAGGAAAAGACGAGCAAGACUUCUACACCAAAGAUCCGGAGAGUCAGGGGCCUAGGCACUGCCAACGGCACUCCAGCAAAGGGUUUGACCGCUCCAUCGUCUCUCCUUCCGGAAUCAGUACUAGAAGAAAAGGAAACAAGCCAAGACAAACCAACACAGCAAAAACACCCGCAAAUACCCAAGCCAAAAGUGGCCAAGGCAAAGAAGAUGCCCGUCGCACCCACCUCCAUCGACAGCAGCGUUUCCUCAAGCGUAUCCGAAACCAAACUACCAUCUCUAGACGUAGCACCUGUUGGUGUACCAUCCUCGUCUCUCCCCACACAGCGCAAAAGCCGCCUUGCUGCACCCAAAAAAGUCAUCCUACCACAAUUGACCGGCUCUGUUGAGAAAGAAAACUCCAUCCGCGCCGCAGGCUUAACAGAUGCUACGCCGAAGAAGGGCAUCCCAGCACCGAAAGUCAUGGUUGGUCACUCUGGUAUUGCGACACCUACAUCUACGGGUAUGGAAUCGGGCUUACCGCGUCGACGGGGGAAAAAGCAUUAGGGUUACAUGUCCUUGUUCACACUUGACGACUUCUUUUCUCUGUGCAUAUAUACGUUUUGUGGGUGUUUUUGUUAGGGCUUUUUAAGAAGAGCAUCGUAUUUGUUGCCAUUUGUAUAUCGUUCUAUACCACUUCUUCAUCUUUUCAUGGUUUGGGUAGAUUCUCAGGGCGGGUUUAAUCGCCUGGCGUUUGAUGGGGUUGACUCUUGGGAAUAGGGAGGGAGAGUCAUGUAGAGGAGUUCCUUGGUCUGUCUUGUUUAUAUGGGGUUGUUUGCAUAGGCGUGCACAUUAAUGAAUUAUGGUAUAUUCUUC
Bipolaris maydis ATCC 48331 is the source of this 1614-nucleotide messenger RNA. RefSeq lists its product as uncharacterized. The record is from RefSeq and is a predicted model, not a curated record. NCBI's taxonomy places the organism in Eukaryota, Fungi, Ascomycota, Dothideomycetes, Pleosporales, Pleosporaceae.